Messenger RNA from Fusarium poae, 1107 nucleotides. RefSeq lists its product as uncharacterized. The transcript has 6 exons. NCBI's taxonomy places the organism in Eukaryota, Fungi, Ascomycota, Sordariomycetes, Hypocreales, Nectriaceae. The coding region runs from base 1 to 1107 and encodes 368 amino acids. The record is from RefSeq and is a predicted model, not a curated record.
AUGCCUCACAAAGACGUCCCCCUUAGACCAGUAAAGCUGGCCUUUGAUCCUGUUGGAUCAGACACCCUCGGUGUGCCUCGCCUAGACUUUGCGUCUCUGUUCCGUGAAGAAAACGUGGCUGAGGAUGCUCCCCUUGUCAUUAACCCAGAGGAGAUGGGGGUCCCAUGGAACACGUCUCUCCCUUGGACAAGACAAUCCAAGUUCUGGGCUUACGCUGAGGCGGCUGGAUAUGAUUUGGCCAACGCAAUCAGUCUUGACAAGGCAUCAGAGCGUGGAACUCUGCCCAUGGAGUUGAUGGACGAGCGCCGCAAGUGGAAGAUUGAUGAGCUAGUUGAGGAUGCCCUCUCUUGCUGUGCCUAUCUUUAUCCUACAUCAUCUCCUACCAGAUUGGCGUUGUUGACCCAGUCUGUCCUGCUUCUAUUCCUCCACGACGACGUUAUUGAGCGAGGUGCUACUCAGAAUGAAACCACAGUGGUAGACGAGUUCCUUAGCAUGGCCCCUAAGAACAGACACCUCAAGAAAUUCUGGUCAGAAGUAUUGGAAUGCGAUCCCGUCCUUGGUCCCGAUCUACUUUAUGCUAUUCACGCUUUCGUCCGCGAUGGUCGUGUCAAGUCACCCUUUAAGCAAGAUCACUAUGCUACAUUGGCCGAUUACAUGCUCUACCGCCGAAAUGAUGUUGGCAAGACAUUCAUGCUUGCAGCUAUCCGCUUCGGCUCUGGCGUGCGCCAAACAGCCGAGGAACUUGCUCCCUUUGACGAGCUUGCUGAUCUUUAUGUCAGACACUCAAUCCUUAUCAACGAUCUCUACUCGUAUGAUAAGGAGGUUCAUGAGGUCAAGACCAUCAACGCAUCUAUCGUGAACGCAGUGGCUGUCACAGAGCAGCUGCUUUCUGUGUCGCCUGACCUGGCCAAGACCAUCACUAGAAAUAUCACAUUCGACAUGGAGAAGGAGUUUUACAGCAUGUGUGAGAAGUUUAUGCACAGCCCUGCUAUCAACGAUCGCCAGCGCGUUUUCAUAACCGCUCUGUUUGAUGCGUUGACGGGUAACAUUUUCCACUCUGCUACUUUGAGUAGAUAUUCAAGGAGUACGGGAAAUUCUCCAUUCUAG